Molecule: messenger RNA, 1455 nt
Organism: Rhizopus microsporus ATCC 52813
Lineage: Eukaryota; Fungi; Mucoromycota; Mucoromycetes; Mucorales; Rhizopodaceae
Product: catalase
Exons: 7
Coding region: 1-1455 (484 amino acids)
Biological process (GO): hydrogen peroxide catabolic process; response to hydrogen peroxide
Cellular component (GO): peroxisome; mitochondrion; cytoplasm
Molecular function (GO): catalase activity; heme binding
Source: RefSeq, a predicted model, not a curated record
AUGUCCAAGAACGUAUUGACUACAUCCAACGGAAACCCAGUUGAAAAUAAUCAGACAUCCCAAACUGCUGGCUAUUGGGGUCCUGUUCUUCUUCAAGAUUUCCAUUUAAUUGAUAAACUAGCUCACUUUGACAGAGAGCGUAUUCCUGAACGUGUUGUUCAUGCUAAAGGCGCUGGUGCUCAUGGUGUAUUUGAGGUUACCCAUGACAUCACCCACCUUACAAAGGCAAAAUUCUUGAGCCACAUUGGUAAAAAGACACCAGUGUUCCUUCGAUUCUCAACUGUUGGUGGUGAAAAGGGUAGUGCUGAUACUGCUAGAGAUCCUCGUGGCUUUGCCGUCAAGUUUUAUACUGAAGAGGGUAACUGGGACAUGGUUGGUAACAACACACCCGUCUUCUUCAUCCGUGAUCCAUCCAAAUUCCCAGACUUUAUUCACACUCAAAAGAGAAACCCUCAAACCAAUAUAGCUGAUCCUGAUGCCUUUUGGGAUUUCCUCUCUCUUGUCCCAGAGUCCAUCCAUCAGGUCACUAUUCUCUUCUCUAACAGAGGUACACCUGAUGGCUAUCGUCAUCUGAACGGAUAUUCUUCACACACACUCAAGUUAGUCAACGAAAGAGGUGAAUUCAAGUAUGUCAAAUGGCAUUUUAAGACAGACCAAGGUAUCAAAAACUUAAAGGCAAGCAAGGCUGCUGAAUUGGCCGGUACCGAUCCUGAUUACGCAACGCGCGAUCUUUUCAACUCUAUCGAACGUGGAGAGUAUCCCUCAUGGUCUGUAUACAUCCAAGUUAUGAAUCCUGAAGAUGCAAAGAAGUACCGUUUCAACCCAUUCGAUGUCACCAAAGUCUGGUCACACAAGGACUAUCCCCUUCAUCCUGUUGGUAAAUUGACCUUGAACCGCAACCCAGAAAACUACUUUGCCGAAACGGAGCAAGCUGCAUUUUCUCCUUCUCAUAUCGUUCCUGGUAUUGAUAUCACUCCCGAUCGUAUGCUCCAAGGUCGUCUCUUCUCUUACCCUGAUACCCACCGUCACCGUCUUGGCGCUAAUUAUGCUCAAAUCCCCAUUAAUCAACCUCAAAGCCGUGUCGCCAAUCAUCAGCGUGAUGGCCAAAUGGCUGUGCUUGGUAACGGAGGUUCUGCUCCUAACUAUGAACCCAACUCCUUUGGCGGUCCUUAUCAGACAAACAUUGCUGCCACAACCUUUACUGCCGAGGAGAUCGAAGGUGCCACUGGUCGUCACAGUUAUCAAUUAACAGACGAUGACUUUGUCCAAGCUGGUGACUUGUACCGUCUUAUGUCUGCUGAAGAAAAGACAGAUCUAGUCAAUAACAUUGCUGGUCAUUUGAAGAAUGCCAAGAAGCACAUUCAAGAACGUCAAAUCGCUCACUUUAAGCGUGCUGAUCCUGAAUAUGGACAGCGUGUGGAAGAAGCUAUUUUGGCUUUGAGCGCAAAGGCUUAA